AUGUCUGCCACAGCCUACGAUACCCACCAGCGCCUGCGGACCAAGGCCAUCCGACAACUCAAGAAGAAGUCCUACGAUGAUGCCAUCAAGACAAUCUCAGACGGCGCAGUGUCCAUGCUCGAGCAGGGCGAACAGGGCAGUGGUUGUGAUCUCGGAGUCUACCUAGUCGACAUCCUCGAUCAGUCCAGCAAGCCCUGCGAUCAAGACGCACGAGAGAAGAUCAUCAAGAUCGUCUCACUUGCAAAGAAUGACUUUUGGAGGAAAAAGUUGAUUGACGCUGCCGUGAGGUGGUCCGUCAAGGCGAGCCGGAAUCCAGCUGGAGACAGCUUCCUCAGACUAGGCAUUGCAGAGGUGCUUACAAAAGAGAGCUCCUUCUACCUUGCAGAGACACACUAUAUUGCAGCAUGUGUAACACCCCCCGCCAGCUCCAGCGCUCAAGUUCCCGAGCACGCUCCCAAGGCAUUCGCGCUAAUGAUGGUGGAAUGGCUGAAGACAUUCGCACAGGACGCGUCUCAACAGACAGGGGAGAAGAGGGAUGCAGAGGUGAUCGAGAGGAUAGAAGCAGGCAAAUGGGCGCUCAGAGCAUUGAUGCCUCUGCUAUCUCUGAAAGCAUCUGAAGCUGCCCGAGGUUUCCUUUCCAUCUUCAUCUCGCGUCUGGCGGCCAAACAUUCCACACUUCUCCUCCCAGUCACUCCCAACCCUCGUCCUUACACAGCACCUGCCGGCGCAGAGAAUGCUCCUUCCCCGCCCCAGAACCUCCAGAUGUCCAUCACCGCCAACCCAGAUCUCAACUUCGGACAGAUGGCUCUAGCACUGUCUCUUCACGCCAAGGCUUCCAAGGCCUCCAGCGGCAGGGUGCCAGACGGCCUGAGGAAUGCUUGGGUGGCUUUGGUGCGGCAGUAUGAGAGGGAGGGAGAUGCGAUUCACGAGGAGGGCAUCAGCGACACCAUUCCGACCAUCUCAAAGUCGUACUUUGACAUGCAGCCCUCGAGACCUCAAGGCAACUUCAUGCAAGAUAUGCUGUCCAGCCUGAUGGGAGGAGGGCAACAAGGCAAGCAAAGCCAGAUCGCUGGAGGGGUGCCUGAGCCUGUCCAGCCUCUGGUCAUCAAGCAGGUACCUCAGCCCGUCUUCCAGAGCGCUGCUGAAGACGAGCAAUCCGCAGACGAUCCCGAAGGGGGCGCUGCGGAGGCCUUAGAGGAGGAAGAUCUGGACUGA
Microstroma glucosiphilum is the source of this 1215-nucleotide messenger RNA. RefSeq lists its product as hypothetical. The transcript is spliced from 4 exons. Gene Ontology annotation, cellular component: cytosol. Lineage: Eukaryota; Fungi; Basidiomycota; Exobasidiomycetes; Microstromatales; Microstromataceae. The record is from RefSeq and is a predicted model, not a curated record. Gene Ontology annotation, molecular function: protein binding. Gene Ontology annotation, biological process: protein insertion into ER membrane. Bases 1 to 1215 code for a protein of 404 amino acids.